GUAACGGCUUCCGGAAGAACGCUUUCUAUCUGAAGUUGAUCCAACCCCAGAGCCCGCAGAAAUCCAUCUGCCAAAGCAUAAUAUCAAUGGCUGCAUCACCUCAACCUUACUCAGGAUACGCUUUUCCGAUCACGGCUACUCCGUGUACCUCGUCCAAGAUCCCGCCGAAACCGAAACCGGUCAACGUAUUCUCAAACGAUGGAUCAUUUCUGGAAAGGUUCCAGAGGAGCAGGAAGGAGGAGGAGGAUAAACGGAAAGCUGAGGAGGCGCUCGCGAGGAAGAGGCAAUUUGAUGAAAGAUUUAGAAAACGAGGCAAGCGUCAACAACCUGAUACUUCUUCUAUAGUCACCCAAGGAAAACCUACAAAGAAAGUCAAGUUUGACGGUGCCCCAUUAUGAUACAUUGUCGAUAAUGAUGCAUUCUCUUAUGCCCCAAUAGUAUCAAUGCGCUCCCAUGAUAUCUCCAUAAUGUGUGCCUUUACUCUGUAGUCUUGAGCUCACUAUCACUGGCAAAAUUAAUGAUAAAUUUGAACACAAUGUGACCGAAGACAAUCUUCAUCCACUUGGUGAGACUGGUGGAA
This is a messenger RNA of Suillus plorans, 580 nucleotides long. RefSeq lists its product as uncharacterized. Bases 87 to 398 code for a protein of 103 amino acids. The record is from RefSeq and is a predicted model, not a curated record. The transcript has 6 exons. Lineage: Eukaryota; Fungi; Basidiomycota; Agaricomycetes; Boletales; Suillaceae.